CAAAUGUCCCUCUACAGGUACAGCAAAACGCGAGACAGCUGGGCCACGUUGACAGCGCUGUAAUUUCAGGUGUUUUCCUUUAAGUUGUUUAUGUAAUAGACCAGUCGGUCAGCUAAGGGACUCUUCAGCUUAUUCGUAGAAUGAGUGUGGGCUUCAUAGGAGCAGGCCAGCUGGCCCACGCUCUGGUGAGAGGCUUCACAGCUGCAGGCGUGAUUGCCACCCACAGAAUCACAGCCAGCUCCCCAGACACAGAUCUCCCCACUGUACAGGGACUGCGGAAAUUGGGGGUCAAUUUCACCACCAGCAACAAAGAGACAGUGGACAAAAGUGAUGUUCUCUUCCUGGCUGUGAAGCCACACAUCAUCCCUUUUGUACUGGAUGAGAUUGGACCAAAUAUCGAAGAUCGUCACCUCAUUGUGUCCUGUGCUGCAGGCGUCACCAUCAGCUCUAUAGAGAAGAAGCUGCACCAGUAUCGCACUGCUCCAAAGGUAAUGCGUUGCAUGACCAACACUCCAGUGGUGGUGCGUGAGGGGGCCACUGUGUACGCCACAGGCACCCAUGCAGAAGUGGAGGACGGAAAGCUACUGGAGCAGCUGAUGGCCAGUGUAGGAUACUGCACUGAGGUGGAAGAGGACCUGAUUGAUGCUGUCACCGGCCUCAGCGGCAGCGGCCCGGCUUACGCGUUUACAGCUGUAGAUGCUCUCGCUGAUGGUGGAGUAAAAAUGGGCCUGCCCAGGAGACUGGCUGUACGCCUCGGAGCCCAGGCCCUGCUGGGGGCUGCUCGAAUGCUGCUAGACUCAGAACAACACCCCGGGCAGCUCAAGGACAAUGUGUGUUCACCAGGGGGUGCCACCAUCCACGCCCUGCACGUCAUGGAGAGCGGCGGCUUUCGCAGCCUCCUGAUCAACGCCGUGGAGGCCUCCUGUGUUAGGACUAGGGAACUUCAAUUUUUGGCCGACCAAGAGAAAAUCUCCCCAGCUGCCAUAAAGAAGACAACUCUGGACCAAGUGUUGCAGCAGCCAGGAGUGACUGCAGAGGCUGUUGGAGUCAAACCUCGUGGGAUCAGUAUGUUCAGCAGCCCAAGGACUAAAAAGAAGUGAUCAUUUUUAUUUUUGUAACUCUUGCAAACAGCACAUUUUAACGAUAACCUGUCCCAUUAGUGAAGAUGCAGUACAUGCUGUAAAUAAACCACUACUUGCGGAUCGGUGUUGAAACAUAAGCUAAUCUAGUGGGUUACUUUCUCGGGGGGAAAAAAACAAACGAGUUGUGAUGAUACUGUGUAAACUGUGAGCAAUAUUUGUUUUUGUAAUAAAAUGGAAUUCUUUGUGAGAA
Molecule: messenger RNA, 1332 nt
Organism: Morone saxatilis (striped sea-bass)
Lineage: Eukaryota; Metazoa; Chordata; Actinopteri; Moronidae
Product: pyrroline-5-carboxylate reductase 1, mitochondrial-like
Exons: 8
Coding region: 141-1100 (319 amino acids)
Biological process (GO): L-proline biosynthetic process
Molecular function (GO): pyrroline-5-carboxylate reductase activity
Source: RefSeq, a predicted model, not a curated record